Messenger RNA from Mercenaria mercenaria, 2532 nucleotides. RefSeq lists its product as uncharacterized. NCBI's taxonomy places the organism in Eukaryota, Metazoa, Mollusca, Bivalvia, Venerida, Veneridae. Gene Ontology annotation, molecular function: cytokine activity. The transcript is spliced from 3 exons. The record is from RefSeq and is a predicted model, not a curated record. Bases 543 to 1418 code for a protein of 291 amino acids. Gene Ontology annotation, cellular component: extracellular region.
UUUCCUCUUUGGUAAUAUGAUGGAAUUUUUAAGUAGUGCUUAAUUAAAACAUCUGACGUUUUGCAUUACAAUAGAUACAUAACACAUAGUUAUCUGAAACUUUCUGUGGGUAAACUUUGCAAUAUAAGAAAGUUUGAAUAUAACUUUUUUUAAAGUCUGUAAAUAUACCGGUCAGCUAAAUAUGAUUACUUGAUAUAGAUACAUCAGAUGAUAUGUUCGUAAAAGUAAUAAUCCUUUCUCACUUGUGAAGCAUAUCCUGGAAAAAAAACAACACUGUGCCUAUAAUGUUAAGAAAUUUGGCAAUACAUUCUAUUUAAAAAAUUUAGAGAGAUGUUCAAUAUGAACAAACUAUUUCUCAAUAUAUUCAUUAAACUUAUGAACACAUUGGUAAUACCAAACGCCUGGUACCUGAGUGUCGAUUGACCGUUCACCCUAUAAGUGUUCAAUUAUGUAUUUCCUGUAUUUUAUAUGUGAACCUUAGUAGGUUUCAUCUGUAGUUUUACUUGUCAUUGUUGUGUAAAUGAUACGCUGAACGGAUAAAAAUGAGUGUUACAGGGAUACUUAAGCUUACGAUAGUAAUUGCCAACAUAAUGUGUGGAAUUUCAACAGGAGAUGCCAGAGCACCAGUUGAUAGUUUAUCUAGCAAGCAUUUAGCACAAACUGAUAUAUUCACAGAUUUAUCUAAUACUUCUUUUUUCGACAACGAUCGUUUUCAUUCUCGGAAAAGUCAGUAUUACGACCCUGUUUUAAAGAAUCACUCGGAUCUCAAAGAUUAUUUAAACGGGAUGAUUGAAAAAGUGAAUGAAGACGAUGACACUGAAAAGGUCCCUGCACGUCAGAAGAGAUCGCCUUUGAAGAAUUGUACGGGAUUAUGUGAAAGGUCUCUCUGCCCAUGGACUAUGCACUGGAACGAGGAUACAGACAGAGUGCCACAGUUUAUUAGAUACGCAAAAUGCAAGACGGACUACUGCAAUUUUAGCUUUGCUAAAUUAGGGUUUUUUGCAGCGUUUAAGCUUGGAAUUAAUACAGUCUGUGAAAUCGUUACAACAGAUAUUUUUUCAACGAAAGAAGGAAAAGUACACUGGAUAACAGGAUGGCCGAUUGCAUGUAUUUGUGCGAAAACCUGGAGUCAUGAGCAAUUCUUCAGCGGUUCGCAUGGUACACCCCCGGAAAUGACGCCACAUCUUGAAAGUGACAUCCUUCAUCAAAGUAAUGAUAGUCAAACUGACGAAUAUAAUGUCUAUUACGACUAUUACGAGGAAGAGACUCCAGAUAUCUACCUUGGAGAGGAUGACCCUUCGCUAACCAAUGCACAGCGGGAAAGUCUUCUGUGGCAAGAAAGACUGAAGAAGCAACAUUCUGAAACAUUUGAAGAAGUAAUGAAAAAGCAGAGGAACAGAACUUUAACACUAGAGUAGAUUUUCUGUUGAAUGCCUUUCCUUUUCACAGCAAUUCAAUAUUUGCAGGGUCUGUAUUUACUAAGAUAUACUAUUUACAUAAUACUAUAUUUGAAUACAGUUUACGACAACACAUAUAUAUACGAGAGUAAUUUUUGUGCAAUUUCCCGAUUAUCAUGAUUCCCAGGGCAGCGCAUUUUGUACAAAUUACUGGUUAAUGACUCUUCCUCCUUGGUGAUGCAUUACAGCGGUGGAGUUGUACUUUCCAGUCAAUACUUAAUUUUGCGCAUGUUUAAAUUUUAUAUCAUGAUUUUAUAUGUUUUCCUUAUUAUACAUGACUUUUCUUUGUUCUUAGUUUUUCUUUGUAAGUAUAUAUCAUUUGUGUAUCUAAAUAAGCUCUUAUUCACACCGAAGCUGUGCACGAUACCGUAGGUAUUUUUCAAUGGGUUUCAAUUUCAUAAAAUAGCGUAGCUAUCUUUAUUGUCACAUCACUUGAAUUAAAAGAAGAAGACAAUUUCUAAUACAGUUGUGAUACGGUUUUUGGUACAUUUUAAAUGGAUAAACAGGUGUAAAUAUGACAAAUUUUUAAACUAAAUUAAUUCUAAUAUUAUAGCAACGAUAUUUUUCAUUCAUAGUUAAAUAAUACAUACUUUGACAUCAAAGAGCGGAGGCAUGGUCUAGGGGUAACACUGUCUGACUACGAAACCAGGGGUCGUGAGUUCGAGCACCUGCUCCUUUAACUAAAAAUUACUAAUAUUUGGAUAAGGGUCCCGUGUAUAGGUCCUAACACCUGACACGCUAACGAACCAGGGGAGCUUCUGGAAUUGGAGCGUCUUCUGUACCUUGCACUGUCCUCCAACUGACAUUACUAACAGUCUUUUGGAGGAGUCGCCCAUAUGCACAAUAACCGAUCUAUAUCUACGUAUAACUGGUUCUGUUAACACCUAAAUAUCUCUAUAAAGACCAUUUUCAAAAUAAUCAGAGUGAAAUCAUUAUAAUUUCGUGUUGAGAUUCUUGAUCUAACGACUUGUUAUGAAAAUAUAUCCGGAUUAUCCUUUUAGCGUAUUUUAGUAACUGAUUUUGCCACAAAAACUGUUUUGUUUCUUAUUAAAUGACUGGCAGUGUUUACAGAUGA